UGUAUUAGGAUACCUACUACUACAGGCUUUUGAUAUAGAUAUUACUUGAUCAUGUUGAAGAUCGCUUUGAUUUUUCUUUUGUCCUACGUUAAUUGUCGAGCCGGGAAGCCAGGAUGCUUAAAGAACCACCUAAUAAAAGAGAUGGAGAGAAACUUGAAGGAUCUUCAAUCUAUGCAUGUUCACAACGGUGAGAACUCAGGCGAGACGUAUAUCAGAUGGGGUAAAACAUCAUGUCCAGAGGAGUCUACGCUAGUUUAUGAUGGAUAUGCUGCUGGAAAGCAUCAUGGUAUUGGUGGGUCUGGGUCAAAUAUUCUCUGUUUACCAAAGAAGCCUGAAUGGAAAGAUUAUAAAGACGGACUGAACACAUGGAGAGGUAAACUAUAUGGUAUCGAAUACGAGAUCUUUCAAAACAAGCCAUAUCCAAAUACGUUUCACGAUAAAGAUAUCCCAUGUGCUGUAUGUCUGUCUACAAGAUCAACAGUUUUGAUGGUACCAGGUAGACUUACAUGUCAUGACGGGUGGGAUAAGGAAUUCUCUGGGUAUCUUAUGUCACAGUCAAGUACAGAUGGUCGUACUCCAUCAGAAUACAUCUGUGUUGAUGAGCAGUUGGAAUCUGUGCCUGGCGGGGAUUCGAAUCGUAAUGAGGUGUCGUGUAUCCAGUGGAAGCCGUUUGUGGAAGUUUAAAAUGUCCACCGUACGUUAAUGGCAGAGAGCUUACUUGUGUUGUCUGCUCCAAGUGAAA
Molecule: messenger RNA, 742 nt
Organism: Mytilus trossulus (common blue mussel)
Lineage: Eukaryota; Metazoa; Mollusca; Bivalvia; Mytilida; Mytilidae
Product: short-chain collagen C4-like
Exons: 3
Coding region: 52-684 (210 amino acids)
Source: RefSeq, a predicted model, not a curated record